GAUCCUGAUGUCCAACACUAUGUCAGCAUACUUGGGAGGCAGAAAGAUAAAAGUCCCAAGAGCAUAGAACCCAAACGGCUGGAACUUGAACAGCAGCUUAUGAUUGAAACAAAGAAUUACAGGAAAACUAUUAAGCUCUACCAGAAUCUGAUGCAGAAGGGAAGGAGAAAUAAAGGUUCUGAUGCAAAGGAAUUGUUACUCAAGCUUAAAGGUCAUUCGGAAGAAAUGAAGUCAAAGGUGCAAUUCUUGGAACUGGCCAAAAAAUUACUCCAGGUUUCCUAUGCAGAACAGUGGGGAAUUGAGCCACGUGAUCUUCCUACAGUGGCAGACCUUGCAAGUCAAAAGUCACUGAGCUCUUCAGAGGAUGACGCCUUCCUUCUAAUAUAUAAUGACAGAGGUCAUAGCCGGGACAACACAUCCAAAAAUUUACAAGCUGGAACACCUCUUGGAUUGCUUGCCUACCUCUACUGCAGGAAUGCUGUUUUGGAUGGGUAUGUGCAGCAGUUGCUCUACAGUUUCCGAUAUUUCUGUUCCCAAGAGGAUUUGCUGCAGUUCCUUAUUGACCGGAUUAUUAACACAGUGCCAAGGGAAGACGCAGACCCAUGCUGUUUGAAUGCAAAAAUCUACCAUCGAUCGCUCAUCCUGUUACAAACUUGGAUUGAGGACUGCUGGCACAUUGACUUCUCUGUGAAUGCGGACUUGUUAGAUAGGCUUGAAGACUUGAGCAACUCUCAG
Molecule: messenger RNA, 735 nt
Organism: Staurois parvus
Lineage: Eukaryota; Metazoa; Chordata; Amphibia; Anura; Ranidae
Source: the annotation of a GenBank genome assembly